This is a messenger RNA of Papaver somniferum (opium poppy), 1370 nucleotides long. Its product is annotated as malate dehydrogenase-like. Gene Ontology annotation, biological process: malate metabolic process; oxaloacetate metabolic process; tricarboxylic acid cycle. NCBI's taxonomy places the organism in Eukaryota, Viridiplantae, Streptophyta, Magnoliopsida, Ranunculales, Papaveraceae. The record is from RefSeq and is a predicted model, not a curated record. The transcript is spliced from 7 exons. Bases 149 to 1147 code for a protein of 332 amino acids. Gene Ontology annotation, molecular function: L-malate dehydrogenase (NAD+) activity.
UUUACUCCAGGCCUCACUCUUCUAUAUAAGACUACUGCUAGCUAAACCAUCUUCUCUUAUACUAUCGAUCUAUUCGAAAUACAUUUUGUUUCUCUAAUUCCACUAUAAGGGUUGUUAAUCUAUAAUUAAUUAAAUCUAACCUUGCUCAAUGGCCAAAGAUCCAGUUCAUGUUCUUGUUACUGGUGCUGCAGGACAAAUUGGGUAUGCUCUCGUACCAAUGAUUGCUAGGGGAGUGAUGUUGGGUGCUGAUCAGCCUGUUAUCUUGCAUAUGCUUGACAUUCCACUCGCAGCAGAGGCUUUGAAUGGAGUUAAAAUGGAGCUGGUUGAUGCUGCUUUUCCUCUUCUUAAAGGAGUUGUUGCUACAACUGAUGUCGUAGAGGCAUGCCUGGGGGUCAACAUUGCAGUAAUGGUUGGUGGAUUCCCAAGGAAAGAAGGAAUGGAGAGAAAAGAUGUGAUGUCCAAAAAUGUUUCUAUCUACAAGUCCCAAGCAUCUGCCCUAGAAUCCCAUGCAGCUGCUAACUGCAAGGUCCUAGUUGUUGCAAACCCUGCAAACACCAAUGCGCUGAUCCUUAAGGAGUUUGCUCCAUCCAUCCCCGAGAAAAACAUCAGUUGCCUUACCCGUUUAGAUCACAACAGGGCUCUUGGUCAAGUCUCAGAGAGACUGAGUGUCCAAGUCAGUGAUGUUAAGAAUGUUAUCAUUUGGGGAAACCACUCUUCAACUCAGUAUCCUGAUGUUACCCAUGCAACUGUCAAAACAUCAGUUGGAAAAAAGGCUGUGAAGGAGCUUGUUGCUGAUGAUGCAUGGUUGAAUGGAGAAUUUAUCAGCACCGUUCAACAACGAGGCGCUGCAAUUAUCAAAGCAAGAAAGUUCUCAAGUGCCUUAUCUGCUGCAAGUUCUGCUUGUGAUCACAUUCGUGAUUGGGUUGUUGGAACUCCAGAGGGCACUUGGGUUUCAAUGGGAGUGUACUCUGACGGAUCAUACGAUGUACCUGCUGGGCUCAUCUAUUCCUUCCCCGUGACUUGCAAAAAUGGAGAAUGGUCAAUUGUACAAGGACUUUCAAUCGAUGAGUUUUCAAGGAGCAAAUUGGACAAAACAGCUGAGGAGCUCAGUGAAGAAAAGGCUUUGGCGUACUCAUGCCUCGUUUAAAUGCUCUCUGUUUCCUUCAAGUCAUGUCUGAAAGUUGAUUAACCCCAUCAUUUAUACUGUGGGAGAACGCGGAGAAGUAGUUCCGAGGUGAACAAUUAUGUAUGAUUUAGAUCUGUUGCUUCCUACUACUGUUUGAAUGUUUCCUGGAUUUUUUUUUUGUUAAUAUGCACCACUCAAAAUUUCCUCUUGAGCCAAUUCAUUUUAUUGAAAAUUGCUUUAGGAA